This is a messenger RNA of Carya illinoinensis, 1487 nucleotides long. RefSeq names its product uroporphyrinogen-III synthase, chloroplastic. The transcript is spliced from 10 exons. Gene Ontology annotation, biological process: uroporphyrinogen III biosynthetic process. NCBI's taxonomy places the organism in Eukaryota, Viridiplantae, Streptophyta, Magnoliopsida, Fagales, Juglandaceae. Gene Ontology annotation, cellular component: chloroplast. The record is from RefSeq and is a predicted model, not a curated record. Bases 73 to 1002 code for a protein of 309 amino acids. Gene Ontology annotation, molecular function: uroporphyrinogen-III synthase activity.
AUUUCUUUGUGGGGGUCAUAAUUUGGCAACAGCUGGAGACUGGGGCAGAGCUCACCACUCAACACGUUUUCCAUGGCCGUUCCUUCUCAACUCUCCUCUCUAUCUUCUCUCUCCCCUCCGUCCACUUCUGCUCCUUCUCCUCCUCCUCCUCCUCCUCCUCCUCUGCAAAUUCACCGCCGAAGGCGAAUUGCUUUCAGAUUCCGAGCUUCUCAUACUUCUUCUUUGGGCUCUUCGUCGAAUCCAGCGGGGCCCAAAGUCGUGGUCACCAGAGAACGCGGCAAGAACGGCAAGCUCAUCAGAGCUCUGGCUAAACAUGGAAUUAACUGUCUGGAGCUUCCCCUCAUUCAGCAUACACAGGGGCCUGAUAUGGGUAGGCUUUCAUCCGUAUUAAGUGCAGAUACACCAUUUGAUUGGAUUGUCAUAACUUCCCCUGAGGCUGGGUCAGUCUUUCUGGAGGCAUGGAAGGCGGCUGGGACCCCAAAUGUUAAUGUAGGUGUUGUUGGAGCUGGUACGGCGAGCGUUUUUGACGACGUGAUGCAGUUCUCCAAUCGAUCACUCAAUGUUGCCUUUGCACCCUCAAAAGCGACAGGUAAGGUUCUGGCUUCUGAGCUUCCAAAGAAUGGGCUAAAUUGCAGAGUCUUAUAUCCUGCUUCUGCAAAAGCUAGCAAUGAGAUUGAGGAAGGCUUGUCUAAUCGUGGAUUUGAGGUCACAAGGCUAAAUACAUAUACAACGGUACAAGUCCAGGAUGUUGACCAAAUGCUUUUACAGGAGGCACUUUCUACUCCUGUUGUUGCAGUCGCUUCACCUUCUUCGAUUCGUGCCUGGGUCAAACUUAUUAGCGAUUCACAGUCAUGGAACAAUUCAGUUGCCUGUAUUGGUGAGACAACUGCUUUGGCUGCAAAAAGAUUAGGCCUACAAAAUGUGUACUACCCAGCGCAACCAGGCCUUGAAGGGUGGGUUGAUAGCAUCCUUGAAGCUUUGGGAUCACAUGAUCAGCUCUAGAAGGUCAUGUUACCAAGUUGUUUCCUUUCAGUUUUUACCAAGGGUUUUGCAAAUUGACGAGGAGGUAACAAGUUCAGAUGAUGGCAGGGCCCCAUAGAUGCAAAAAUUAGCGGCUCAUGUGUAAACAAGGCAUGAAAGGAAGAUGAAGUUCUUAGAAGCAGCAUGGCAGAAAGGGGUAAGAUCUUCGACACCCUGAAGAGAUCAUAUCCAGUUGCCAUGGCAUCUUUUUAAGGCUAGUCAAGUGGAUAUCCUGAUGCAGAAAUCUUUUCUUUUUUGUAUUAAAGCCAACAUCAGGUGUGCAACUCUAUUGACAAUGAAUAAAAUUUUUUGUACUCAUAUAUAAAAUAAUGACUAUUAGUAGAAAUUGCUUUUAGGAUAAAGUGGCGAGUAUUGUCUGCUCAUAAAUUAUGCUGUAUCAUAGCUUUCAUCAUUAAAAUUCGUUGUACACAAUUUGUUAGAGAAGAAGCCUUUUACUUUCACUAUUA